UCAAUCAAUCCUAUUAUAUGUGUGUUUCUCUUUUUCUUUUGAUUGGUUUAUAAGCAAACUGUAAUCAUCUUCAACCUUCACUUUUUCAGGUUUCGAAUUUUUUCCUUCUUACUUCAUUUUGUCCUUUGGUUCCACAUUUUCCCAGCUUUUUGGAGAACGGCCAAAAUCUCUGGAUAUGUUGGAUUCGGUUCUAAUUUUGCUAGAGAGAUUUGGGUUCUGAAUUCUGAUCCAUUUGGUGAUCUGGGUUUUGUUGAACCUCUCUUGGGUUUUUGAAUCUUCACUUUUGGUUUUUGAUUUUUAAUUUUCUUGAUUCUGGGGUAUCUUGAAUUAUUAUUGUUCAGCUUUGUAUCACUGAGCUUGUGUUUUGAGCUGAACUAAUUACUUCAAAGUUUGAAUCUUUUAUUCAACUUGAAAGAUGGGUGUGUUUUGUUUUUGACAGAGUUGUUAAGCUGAUUUGAAAUUUUCAAGAUAAAAAUGACGAUUGGAAGUCCUGCACCUAAGGAAGGGAAGACAAAGUCAAGAAAGAACAAGACAGUUGUUGAUGAGAAUGUGCCUUUGCUACCUAAGACUCAAGAGACUGAUGUUAAGUUUGAUGAUUUUAAUGGAGCUUCAUUUUCUGGGGCUGUUUUCAACUUGUCCACAACAAUUAUUGGUGCUGGAAUCAUGGGUUUGCCUGCAACCGUGAAAAAGCUGGGAAUGGUGCCUGGUCUUCUUGCUAUAAUCUUCACAGCUUUCUUGACAGAGAAAUCAAUUGACUUCAUGAUUAGAUUUUCUAGGGCAGGGAAUCUUACUUCUUAUGGAAAUCUCAUGGGGGAUGCCUUUGGGAAAUUUGGAAAAGCUCUGUUGCAGAUAAGUGUUAUAGUCAAUAACAUUGGAAUGUUGAUUAUUUACAUGAUUAUUAUUGGUGAUGUGAUUUCUGGAACAUCUUCAAGUGGAACUCACCAUUCUGGUAUCCUUGAAGGAUGGUUUGGUGUUUAUUGGUGGACUGGGCGUACUUUUGUUCUUUUGGUUACAACACUUGCUGUGUUUGCACCUUUGGUGAGCUUUAAGCGAAUUGAUUCAUUGAGAUUCACAUCUGCAUUAUCAGUUGGACUAGCAGUUGUUUUUCUUGUGAUUGCUGUGGGAAUCUCAAUUUUCAAGAUUAUAAGUGGAGGCAUUGAGAUCCCAAGGCUCUUCCCAAUCAUUACUGAUGCAGCUUCAUGUUUUGAACUGUUCACUGUAGUUCCUGUGCUUGUAACAGCCUAUAUCUGCCACUAUAACGUUCACAGCAUAGAUAAUGAACUUGAGGACUCCUCAAAGAUGCAAGGGGUUGUAAGAACUUCUCUUGCUCUAUGCUCUUCAGUGUACUUACUCACAAGCUUCUUUGGGUUCCUACUAUUUGGUGAAGCAACUCUUGAUGAUGUGCUUGCUAAUUUUGAUACUGAUCUUGGAAUUCCUUUUGGUUCUGUGCUCAAUGAUGCUGUUCGUUUAAGCUAUGCUGCACACCUUGUACUUGUAUUUCCUGUUGUCUUUUAUGCAAUGAGGGUCAACAUAGAUGGUCUAAUAUUUUCUUCUUCAAGGCCUUUGGUUCUUGAUAACUUGAGAUUUGCAUUGAUUACUAUUGCCCUUAUUGGUGUUAUCUUUCUGGGAGCAAAUUUCAUACCAAGCAUUUGGGAUAUUUUCCAGUUCACUGGAGCAACAGCUGCUGUUUGUGUAGGAUUCAUAUUUCCAGCUGCCAUCACUCUUAGGGAUCGGUACAGCAUAGCAACUAAAAAAGAUAAGAUUCUGUCUAUCUUUAUGAUAGUCCUGGCAGUCUUGUCAAAUGCUGUGGCUAUAUACAGUGAUGCCUAUGCCUUGAUCAAGAAGAACAAAAAGUGAAUGAUUUCUUUAAACAUUCUUUAGAAUCCCAUUGUACAUUUAUGUUGGUAAUGAACAGAAUUGGCAGGGUUAUUGACCAACUACAAAAUC
Molecule: messenger RNA, 1947 nt
Organism: Gastrolobium bilobum
Lineage: Eukaryota; Viridiplantae; Streptophyta; Magnoliopsida; Fabales; Fabaceae
Product: amino acid transporter AVT6A-like
Exons: 5
Coding region: 475-1857 (460 amino acids)
Biological process (GO): amino acid transmembrane transport
Molecular function (GO): amino acid transmembrane transporter activity
Source: RefSeq, a predicted model, not a curated record